AUGUUUUCACCACCCACUACAACAACGACAUUUAGCAGUACGUGGUCAACCGCAACAGCCGAUCAAUCAAGUUUCUCUGAAGAUACCAACUAUAGUGAUGAUCAUCAUGCACAGACGACAUGUUUAAAUUCUGCGUACUUUAUGAAACAAGCAUCAAAUCCGAAAUUAAAACAACAACAGAAUACCUUGCAAUUUGAUAUUCUAGUAUUGAGUGGAGAACAAGGUGGUGUUGGACAAAGUAGUCUCAUUUAUCGAUUUGUCACUUCCGAAUACAAGGAACAUCUUUCGCAUUGCUCUUCAACUAUUUAUACCAAAGAAAUUCAAUUAAAUGUAAAUAAUAACAGUAACUCACCAAUCAACAUUCUCGAGGAUGUGACAAGUCAUCAACCACUACCAUCAACCACGAGCAUGAUCGCCACUGAUGAAAAUAAUUGUUCGGAAAUUAUGACAUUCCAAGACAAAUCUCAAAACCAUGAAAUUGCUGCCAAAGUUGAAGAAACGUCAAACGCUCCAAAAACUCAUCCCAUUAAUGUUAUUCUGAACAUUGAAGAUUACAUUCCUCGUUACAUUACUGAUCUUGAAAAUACUGAUGAUCGACAAUCCGACUGUGAUGCCCAAUUUGAUGAAACGUAUUUUGUCGAAUGUCAAAAGCGUCAAGAACGGCACUAUUCGAAAAUGGAUGCUUUUAUCAUUUGUUUUGAUGCACAACAAGAGGAUUUCAUAGAUUUUGUAUAUAACGAAUUGAAUACUAUUAAGAAAGCUUGUGGAGGAGAAGAUUCUUCUCUCUAUCAAUCGAAGGUCAUUGUUUUAGCCUUAACCAAACAAGACGAUACCACUUCAGCGAUCACUGAAAUUGCCAAUACUACUACUACAACCAUAGCCUCUUCGUUAACCUCUCCCUUAUUCCACUCGAACCUACAGCAGCAAACACUGGAUGAUAGUGUGGGAGUGAGGAAUGAAACAAGGAACUCCUCAUUGGCCAAUGACUCGUUACGAACCUCCUCCUCUCAACCACUCAUUCAAUUACUGGUUUCAGAUACUCAUUUACCUCUCUUCAGAGUGAGUGCAAAAGAUAAUAUCAACGUAACGGAAUUAUUCAAUCAUGUGGCUCGACAAGUCUUUGAAUUCAAAUGGAAGCACCAAUUAAUACCAACAUCCUUCUUCUCGAAUGAAAAGGAAGAAAACGAGGAUGUUCAAGACAUUGAUCAUCCACAAGAUCAGACUCCUCCGUUCAUGCUCCCUUUCAAACCCAACAUGAUGAGCACGAGUAAUGCUAUGGCCUCUGCAAGUGCCCGAACUGUUCCUCCCAAUUAUCAACAGCAAGAUGGGGACCGAGAGGAUUCUCUUCAUGUUGACACUCAUUCAUUACGUAAACGAAGGCACAGCUAUGAUCAAAGUAUUCAUAAAACCAAGUGCCUUCUCCAAUAA
Naegleria lovaniensis is the source of this 1428-nucleotide messenger RNA. RefSeq lists its product as uncharacterized. The record is from RefSeq and is a predicted model, not a curated record. Lineage: Eukaryota; Heterolobosea; Eutetramitea; Acrasida; Naegleriidae. The transcript has a single exon. The coding region runs from base 1 to 1428 and encodes 475 amino acids.